AUGUCCCUUACAUUGGGAGUCAGUGGGAAGAAUGUCCCUUACAUUGGUGGUCAGGGGGAAGAAUGUCCCUUACAUUGGGGGUCAGUGGGAAGAAUGUCCCUUACAUUGGGGGUCAGUGGGAAGAAUGUCCCUUACAUUGGUGAUCAGUGGGAAGAAUGUCCCUUACAUUGGGGGUCAGUGGGAAGAAUGUCCCUUACAUUGGGGGGGUCAGUGGGAAGAAUGUCCCUUACAUUGGAGGUCAGUGGGAAGAAUGUCCCUUACAUUGGGGGUCAGUGGGAAGAAUGUCCCUUACAUUGGGGGUCAGUGGGAAGAAUGUCCCUUACAUUGGGAGUCAGUGGGAAGAAUGUCCCUUACAUUGGGAGUCAGUGGGAAGAAUGUCCCUUACAUUGGUGGUCAGGGGGAAGAAUGUCCCUUACAUUGGGGGUCAGUGGGAAGAAUGUCCCUUACAUUGGGGGUCAGUGGGAAGAAUGUCCCUUACAUUGGUGAUCAGUGGGAAGAAUGUCCCUUACAUUGGGGGUCAGAGGGAAGAAUGUCCCUUACAUUGGGGGGUCAGUGGGAAGAAUGUCCCUUACAUUGGAGGUCAGUGGGAAGAAUGUCCCUUACA
Messenger RNA from Staurois parvus, 604 nucleotides. The record is from the annotation of a GenBank genome assembly. Lineage: Eukaryota; Metazoa; Chordata; Amphibia; Anura; Ranidae.